UCAGCAGGAACUCCAUGAUCUACCGGAUCAAAGGGCAGCCCUCCAAGGUCUUCAAGUUCAAGGGUGGCUUUCGAGAAUACCAACUCCAGAAGGCCGCCGGGGACUGCGCCAUUCCCGUCUGUGGGAAGGUGAUCGGCAAGCUGAACAUCGGGAAUGGCCGGCUCUACUUCGACGGCUUCAUCAUGGAUCUCGCGACUCCCCUUUCAGCGCCCGGCGCCGUGCCGCCAUCGCAGCGCCGGAGCAUCAUGCACCAGAUGAUUCACGUCGUUGAGCGGCUGCACACGAGAGGCAUUGUCCAUGGCGAUGUGAAGCUGGAGAACAUGCUUCUCGACAACCAGGGUCUAGUGCGGCUGUGCGACUUCGGUGAGGGGCGGUAUGUCGACGAGGACGAGCGGGUCUGGCAUGGAGCUACGACCAUGCCUUUUGAGUCGCUAAACAGGCUCCAGAGGGCCGAAGAGUCUGGACGUGACCCGUCGCCGCCUAUUGUGGAGGAUGAUAUGUUUGGGCUUGGCCUGAGCAUCUGGCAGCUGCACACUGGGGAGACUCCGCAUGGGGAGUUUGCCGAUGAUGACAUAGAGCUCAAGGAGAGACAGCGGAAGGGACAAACAGUCGACGUGGCUGCGGUGCAAGAUCCGGAGACCCGUGAGAUCAUCACAAGCCUCCUCCGGAUGGGAGGAGCUCGUAUUUAGUGCGGAGAGUGUGGAUUGUUGAUGAUUGCUCGCGCAGUGGUUCCGGGUAGUUUAGAGCUGGAAUAGAACAUUUGGUUUGGC
This is a messenger RNA of Thermothielavioides terrestris NRRL 8126, 770 nucleotides long. RefSeq lists its product as uncharacterized. Gene Ontology annotation, molecular function: ATP binding; protein kinase activity. The record is from RefSeq and is a predicted model, not a curated record. NCBI's taxonomy places the organism in Eukaryota, Fungi, Ascomycota, Sordariomycetes, Sordariales, Chaetomiaceae. The coding region runs from base 15 to 689 and encodes 224 amino acids. The transcript has a single exon. Gene Ontology annotation, biological process: protein phosphorylation.